Lactuca saligna is the source of this 1192-nucleotide messenger RNA. NCBI's taxonomy places the organism in Eukaryota, Viridiplantae, Streptophyta, Magnoliopsida, Asterales, Asteraceae. The record is from the annotation of a GenBank genome assembly.
GAAUCUUGAUGAAUGUGAGAAGGUUUGCAAGAAGAACUGUUCUUGUAGUGCUUACGCUACUCAGAAUAUAAGUGGAAGUGGAAGUGGAUGCUUGUUAUGGUUUGGGGAGCUUAUCGAUAACAGAGUAUAUACAGAAAAUGGACAGGAUAUCUAUAUAAGAAUGCCAAAAUCGGAAUUAGGAGAAAUAAAUGGUAAAAGCUCGAGUGUUAAGAGAAGGGUAGAGAUCUCUGUCCUUGUAAUAUCGAUAUUGUUAUUGAUCAUACUAGUUUCUGUUUGUGUUUUUUAUGGCUUGAAGAGGAGGAAGAAGCCAAUUCAAGAGCUACAAGAAAAAGACCGAGGACAUGAUUCUGACAACAAUGAAAACUCACAAGAUGAUCUAGAGUUGCCAUUGAUCGACUUUUCUAUAUUAGAUAAAGCCACUGACAAUUUUCCGGAUAACAAUAAACUUGGAGAGGGUGGUUAUGGACCUGUUUAUAAGGGCGUGUUGGAAGGUGGACAAAAAGGAGCAGAUAAAAUGUUGGUCUAUGAAUACAUGUCAAACAAGGGCCUCGACUCCUUUAUAUUUGAUGGAACUAAAAGCAAAAAACUAGAUUGGGCUACUCGUUUUGAGAUCAUCAAAGGGAUUGCAAGGGGACUUGUUUAUCGUCAUCAAGAUUCAAGAUUAAGAAUCAUCCAUAGAGAUCUUAAAGUCAGCAACAUUUUAUUUGAUCAUGAAAUGAUCCCUAAAAUAUCAUAUUUUGGAAUGGCAAGAAGCUUUGGAGGAAAUGAAAUUCAAGCAAACACAAACAGAGUCGUUGGAACAUAUGGAUAUAUGGCACCAGAAUAUGCAGGAGAUGGAAUCUUUUCGAUCAAAUCAGAUGUAUUUAGCUUCGGUGUUGUAAUGCUGGAGAUUGUGAGCGGGAAGAAAAUAGAGGAUUCUUUCAUACAGAAUACACCCACAAUCUUAUCGGUCAUGCAUGGGGAUUACAUAACGAAGGGAAAUCUUUGGAACUGGUUGAAGAAUAGACCUGAAGACAGACCAACAAUGGCGACUGUGGUUCUAAUGUUGGGGAGUACUGAGGGUGAAUUGCCUCAACCUAAGUUGCCAGGUUUCUUUUAUGAAAAGGAUUCAAUAGAUACUAGUUAUUCCACGAGUACAUAUGGAAAAGAUUCGACCAAUGAGCUUACCAUUUCGAUUUUGAAUGCUAGAUAG